AACAACCCCACAUGCGUUGAUGUUGAGAUCAAUUGGAUUUGGGGCGACCGGCCUGAAAAUACACGUUCUUUUGUGCCAGUUGUUUUUGCGUGAAACGCAAUAUGAACAUCAUCUUAUUUUUGACGUUUUCACCAGACUGUCAACGCUAUUGACAGAAAAUGUGUAUAAUCAGCAGGUGAUAUGGAAUGCAUAUUGCAGUCUUGAUAGGGACGAACUUAGCAUAGUGCAUCUCGCAUGGAACGUUGUAUGAGUUUUGCAGGACUGUGACUUGCUUGACCACGUGGACGAGAUUAGAGCCAACACUCUUUAAUAGAGCUUCCGUAUUUUCUGUAAAAUGAUCAAUAAAUUUCCAAUUAUGAGUUGUGUUUGUUUUUUGUCAUUUACAGUCCACAAUGCCCAAAAUGUAUUCUCAAAAGGAUAUCCUCGAUGCUGUGGGUGCGGUAAGACAUGGGAUGUCGUACCGGAAAGCUUCUAGCAAAUUCGGUGUCCCAGUCAUGACCAUCCAAAACCGGAUCAGCGGCAAAGUCGACGAAUUGGCACAAGCUGGGCGACCCACAGUCAUACCAACCGAAGUUGAGGUGGAGCUAGUUGAAAAAAUUAAACGGGCAGCGAACAUGGGAUUUGGAAUAACCAGACGAAUGUUGCAGGUGAAGAUUGGCAGAAUCGUCCGUAAGCUCAAAAUUAAGUCCCCAUUUAGAAAUGGCGUUCCUGGCAAGGAUUGGAUUGCUGGAUUUUUGAAGAUGCACCCAGACGUAAGCCAUAGGACACCACAGGCCUUAUCGACAUGCAGAGCAAGGAUGUUAAAUGCAACUGUGACCAAUAAUUAUUUUAACAAUCUUACUAGGCUGCUUGAGUCUCUCUCUUUACAGGACAAGCCUGUUCGCAUCUGGAACAUUGAUGAAACCAGCGUUUCACUUCUGCACAAGCCUGCUAGGGUGCUUGGGCCGUCCGGUGCGAAAAAUAUUCCCGGAAGGGUUGGGAAUAAGCGGGAAAAUGUCUCUGUCCUGGCCUGUGUUAACGCUGCUGGAGGCGAGAUCCCCCCUCUGGUUAUUGUAAAGGGAAAAACGUACAAAAGUUUGUUAUCUUACAAUACUGAGGACGGAUUUCCCGGCAGCGUUUACACAUUCCAGGAACGAGCUUGGAUGGAGGAUACAUUCGGUGAGAUCUGGUUUCGGGGCCAUUUUCUUAAACACUGUGGUCCAGCGAGGCCCCAGCUUAUAAUUGUGGACUCUCACUCUUCCCACGAGACACUUGGUCUCAUAGACGCUGCUAUAGCUAACGAUGUCCAUCUCUUAGCGUUUCCACCCCACACAACCCAGUGGUUGUGUCCUUAGGACAAGUCCAUAUUCGGUCCACUUUCAUUGAUUAACAUUGCGGUUAUUAACAGAUACUGAGUCUUCACUGUCACUCUCUAGCACAACAAACAAUUAAACUUACUAAAACAGCAACACAAAUCAAAUAAAACAACAAUUACAAAUAUAAAUAUGAAUUCGUUAAAAACUUUUAGUGUUGCUUACACGUACAUUAUGAAUAAGAUGUAAAUUACAGAAUCAAAUUUCUAAUAUGCACAUACAAAAAAUACGAAUUCAACAUGAUUUAACAUGAAAAUAUUUUAUUUUAAAACAAAUUUAAUUUCAUAUUUAAGUUUCUAAAAAAUAAAGUAGUAAUUAUAUCCAAUAUAGGUAUCGAUAUUUCUAUCACAAACCCGUCGAGAUUGACAUUGGUAUACUUUCUUUUGCGUGUACGGAAUUACCCACACACUGUACGAAAUUAGACUCGUGUAGGUUAAUGUACAUGACAACAAUUUCUGAAGUAUCCAAUCAAAACUCGCGAUAUAAAAAGCAAGUUAAAUAUAGCCCAAUGGUCCCGGCGUCCACUGCAGUUUUCAUUUCUCGGUAGAAAACAGCCGAUAACCGUCCAUAUUGAUUCUUGUCCGAAUGCGUACGGAAUUAGCCGCAUCGACUCUACAGUCAGGUCUACAGGUAUUGUAU
Messenger RNA from Dreissena polymorpha, 1991 nucleotides. Its product is annotated as tigger transposable element-derived protein 2-like. Gene Ontology annotation, cellular component: nucleus. The record is from RefSeq and is a predicted model, not a curated record. Gene Ontology annotation, molecular function: DNA binding. The coding region runs from base 393 to 1334 and encodes 313 amino acids. NCBI's taxonomy places the organism in Eukaryota, Metazoa, Mollusca, Bivalvia, Myida, Dreissenidae. The transcript has 2 exons.